AUGUCCUUCUUGCAGCAGACCGUCUAUCUGGGCAUGGCAGAUGAUUCGACCCAACUCAAUCAGGGCACUGUGACUCCCUACCCACAUUUCAGUGCCGAUGGGGAUGCAGGCAUCUUGGAUAAGGCCAUCAAGGCCAAAGGUGUAGAUGAGAACACCCUCAUUGAUGUGCUGGUGAAGAGGAGCAACGCCCAGAGACAGCAGAUCAAAGCUAGCUACCAAAAGGCUAGUGGCAAGCCUCUGGAGACUGCCCUGAAGUCAGCCCUAAAUGGAGAGCUGGAGGAGGUGGUUCUGGCACUGCUCAAAACACCAGCCCAAUAUGACGCCCAACAGCUCAAACUGGCCAUGAAGGGAUUGGGCACAGAUGAGGAUACUCUGAUUGAGAUUCUGGCCUCCAGGACCAAUAAAGAGAUCAAAGAGAUAAAGAAAGCCUAUCAGGAAGAAUACAAAAACGAGCUGCAGAAUGACAUCAAGUCUGACACAGGCGGAGACUUCAGAAAUGCUCUGCUCUCGCUCUGCAAGGCUACUAGGAAUGAGGACUUCAUCGUGAACCAGGAACUUGCUGAAAGUGAUGCCAAGGCCCUGUAUGAGGCUGGAGAGAAGAAGAAGGGAACGGACUGCUCUGUCUUCAUAGACAUUCUGACCACCAGAAGUGCUCCUCAGCUCCGCCAAGGGUUUGAGAAGUACUUCAAGUACAGUAAGGUGGAUGUGACAAAGGCUAUCGACCUGGAACUGAAGGGAGACAUUGAGAACUGUCUGACUGCCUUGGUGAAGUGUGCUGGAAGCAAGCCUGCUUUCUUUGCUGAGAUUCUCAACUUGGCCAUGAAGGGUAAAGGAACCAGGACCAAGAUUCUGACCCGUAUCAUGGUGAGCCGUUCUGAAGUGGACAUGGCCCGGAUCAAACAAGCGUACCAGAAGACGUUUGGGAAAACCCUCUACCAGGAUAUUCUGAAUGACACCAAUGGCGACUAUGAGAAGAUCCUACUGGCCUUGUGUGGAAGUGACAGCUAA
Molecule: messenger RNA, 1008 nt
Organism: Salvelinus namaycush (lake trout)
Lineage: Eukaryota; Metazoa; Chordata; Actinopteri; Salmoniformes; Salmonidae
Product: annexin A1-like
Exons: 12
Coding region: 1-1008 (335 amino acids)
Biological process (GO): positive regulation of G1/S transition of mitotic cell cycle; cellular response to vascular endothelial growth factor stimulus; positive regulation of T-helper 1 cell differentiation
Cellular component (GO): plasma membrane; cytoplasm
Molecular function (GO): phospholipase A2 inhibitor activity; calcium ion binding; calcium-dependent phospholipid binding
Source: RefSeq, a predicted model, not a curated record